Molecule: messenger RNA, 261 nt
Organism: Pestalotiopsis fici W106-1
Lineage: Eukaryota; Fungi; Ascomycota; Sordariomycetes; Amphisphaeriales; Sporocadaceae
Exons: 4
Coding region: 1-261 (86 amino acids)
Source: RefSeq, a predicted model, not a curated record
AUGCCGACACCAAUUGAUAAUGCGCUACGCUCCAAGAAUGCCGUUCUCGGCUUUGCCGGCAUCAUAACCGCAGCUGCUGCCUGGGCCAUUUGGGGCGGCGACAUGUUUCCGGCUCCUGCAGACCCGACUGGCGACCCGGAAGGCUGGACGAGGGAAGAAAUGAGACAAUGGCUUGCUGCUCGAAACUUGCAUCCGCAAAGUGGCGAUUCAAGGGAACAAUUACUAGAGAGGGUCAAGGUGAAUAUGCGAUACCAGGCGUAA